Bactrocera tryoni is the source of this 602-nucleotide messenger RNA. RefSeq lists its product as uncharacterized. Lineage: Eukaryota; Metazoa; Arthropoda; Insecta; Diptera; Tephritidae. The record is from RefSeq and is a predicted model, not a curated record. Bases 176 to 514 code for a protein of 112 amino acids. The transcript has 2 exons.
AUUUCUGCACGUACAUAAUUUGCAGGUACAAAACUAUAAUUUGUAGUAGGUUAGGUAGAAACCCCAUCCUCAAGCAUGGAAAAUAUCUUCUUCUUUUUAAGCACCAGAAUUUUGAAGCCUGCCGACCUGUGAACUGUAAGCAAAGUGUGUAUAGUGGUCCGAAUGGUUCCAACAAAUGAUCAGUUUAUUGGGGAGAAAAGGACAUGUGCAAAAUUUAUUAACGAAAGCUCGCAAAAUGUGGACUAGUUCGCAUGACAACCCGUGGACCACACUUUCGGUUGACCGUUACGUCCACCCCAACAACACGGUACUGAAUUGGAGCCGUGCGAAGCUUCCACUAAAAAUAACAACAUGGAUGACCACGUUGGGCGAAUACCUAGCUAUAAAUAAAACAAUUUGUACUUACCGCAAUACAAUUGCCAACCACACCGAAAUUAUACACAAAACUGCGCAACAAUGUGUACUCUCCCAAAAACACCCACGGUCACGUGCCCGAGCAACAACACUGCUAUAGUGUGCACCCGCCAUUUGCACAAACAAAAAUACUAUCGGUACGCACACGCGCCAGGCAAUAACGAUGUCAGCUCGACUGCGUAAACAAA